Centruroides sculpturatus (bark scorpion) is the source of this 3149-nucleotide messenger RNA. Its product is annotated as melanotransferrin-like. The record is from RefSeq and is a predicted model, not a curated record. Gene Ontology annotation, biological process: iron ion transport. Gene Ontology annotation, cellular component: early endosome; plasma membrane; recycling endosome. The transcript is spliced from 9 exons. NCBI's taxonomy places the organism in Eukaryota, Metazoa, Arthropoda, Arachnida, Scorpiones, Buthidae. The coding region runs from base 137 to 2545 and encodes 802 amino acids.
AAUGACACAAUGGGGAGAAUAUCGGAAUGUGUACAGGUAAUAGUCUACCUGGCUGCCCACCUGUCGUGCUUUUACGCAUGCGCGCCCCGCCACACCUGUUGUUGCCUUGCUUUGAAAGCGAUUUGAACACAAAAAAAUGCAUCUUUUCUUCUUGUGCCUUUCCCUAUCCAUCAUUUUCGACGUCUUAGUGCAAAAUGUUAAAACUGAAGAUAGAAUAGAAAUCACGUGGUGCACCGUAAGUCACAUGGAACAGGAGAAAUGCCAGAAAUUUGCUAGCGAGGUGGAGAGAGUGGACCUGGAGGAGAGGGAGAAGUUUAAUGUCAAACUUCUCUGUAAGGAAGCCGCGGAUAAGGACCAGUGCAUGGGCUGGAUCGACAGGAGAAAGGCGGACAUGGUCACUCUGGAUCCCGGAGAGUUGUUCGUGGCCGGACGGUAUCACAGUCUCGUGCCGAUCGUGGCGGAAAGAUACGGACCGGAAGAAACAGAUGGAUAUUAUGCAGUUGCAGUUACGAGGAUUUCUACUCGGCUAGAUUAUUUGAGAGAUUUAGAAGGUAAAAGAGUCUGUUUUCCUUCGGUGGGGCAGCUGGGAGGAUGGAUAAUUCCUAUAGCAAGAUUAAUAGAAGAGGACGUGUUGCCAAUAAAGUAUUGCAAUAAUAUAAUUAAAUCUGCAGCAGAAUUUUUCGGUCCUAGUUGCACUCCUAAUUCUUUAAUUGAUAAAUAUAACCCGACAGGUGACAAUCCUCAAAAGAUGUGCGAACUCUGCGAAGGUAAAAAGAGUAACCGUUGCAGUGGAAACAAUAAAUAUGCUAAUUUCGAAGGUGCCUUUAAUUGUUUGUUGAAUAAUGGAGAGGUAGCUUUUCUAAAAGACAGCACCGUUCGUGAAAUGACAAGUCAGCGCAAUUACAGGGGACCUCCUGCAUCCGAAUUUAAACUAGUCUGCCCAUUCAAUAGAAGAGAGACGUCCGCUCCUGUCGACGACUUUCGUUCGUGUAAUUGGGGUUAUGUACCUGCUCAUGUUGUUGCAGUUAGUUCCGUUCUCCUGCCAGAAACAAGAAAAAGAUACCAAAGAUUUUUAAAGCUUGCAGUUAAGUUAUUUGGUAGAAAUAAUCCGUAUUCUAGCAACUGGAAUCCCGAUUAUCCUCCUCCUCCUCCUUCUCAUUUCAAUGCUUCAUAUAGAGGAGGUUCUAACUAUUACCCUUACAAUAGAAGAAGCCUUUCAUCAAACAGUGUGUCUGAAAAAUCUUUUCAACUAUUCAAAUCGGGAACCGGAGAUGAUCGCGAUCUAUACAAAAACAGCACCAAUCUUCUGUUUCUAGACACAACUACUAAUUUAGUUGCUCUAGAUGCCACCAAACAGAUAUUUGCUGGAUAUCUUGGAAUAAAGCAAGAUUUAUAUAAAAAACUACAAAAAUGUCCCGUUCCACCUGCUAAAUUAUGUGUAGUGUCAGUCGCAGAACAAAAGAAAUGCAAUAAGAUGAGAACAGCAUUUAGAGCAAAAAUGUUGAAACCUGACUUAGUUUGCAUAACUGGUCACAGUCAAAGAGAUUGUAUGCAGUUGAUCAAGGAUGGUCAAGCAGAUUUAACAGUGUUAGAUGCGGGUGAUAUUUAUCAUGCAGGACAUGCACUUGGAUUGGUACCAAUUAUAGCUGAACAGUAUGAUUUACAAGAGCCAUCUUAUUAUGUUGUAGCAGUUGCACAGCAGCCUGAUAAAGAUACAGAUCUAUUAUACUUAAAAGGAAAAAGAUCUUGUCAUACUGGUGUGGGUUUGGCAGCAGGUUGGGUCAUACCAAUGAGUUUUCUUUUAAGUAACGAAAGAAUGCGAUCUUAUGGAUGCAAUUCGGCACAUGCUGCAGCAGAAUUCUUUCAAAAAAGUUGCAUUCCGGGUGUUCUGUCCAGGGAAUAUACUGUAGCCGAUUGGAGUUAUGCCAAUUUAUGUGACCUGUGUCACGGAACCGGUGCAAGUUAUUGUAGCAGAGAUUCUUCCGAACCUUUCUAUGGUAAUACGGGUGCCCUACGUUGUCUGGUGGAAGGGGGUGGAGAGAUUGCAUUCGUGAAACACACCACGGUUUUAGAAAAUACCGCGGGGAAAAAUCGCGAAUGGUGGGCCCGCCCCAUGAUGCCCGGCGAUUUUGAACUGUUGUGUAGAGAUGGCACCAGAGCAAAACAGCACGAGUACGAAAGUUGCAAUCUUGGUAAAGUUGCCUCAAAUGCAAUGGUCACAAACAGAAACAACCCACCCAAUGUAACUAGAUCCUACAUCGAUCUUUUUUUACAUGCUCAACAAUACUAUGGAUCUAAGUAUAGCGAAGAUUUCACCUUCAAAAUGUUUGUUUCUGACAGCAGUUACAGUGACCUGAUCUUUCAAGAUGCCACUCAACAGUUGGUGGAAGUUCCUUUGCACAAACGUAAUUAUCACGAAUAUUUGGGUUACGACUUCGUGCAGGCCAUGAAAAUCGUCGACUGUAGGGCCGCUGCCAGUUCUAUAGAAUUAAGUAUCUCUUUAAUUAGUAUUCUAUCAUUGUUAAUAUUUAAUUGGCAGUUAUAAUUUUGCCAGCCAUAAAAUACUAGAAACUUGACAUUUACAUAAAACAAAGAAUCUCUGGGACGUCAUCAAUAUCGAGCUCCUGCUUCAGAAAAUUUUAUCAUAAGAGUAUCAUCAAAAAAUCAUUUUUUUAAUACAAAAUGUGAUGAUAUGUAAGUGUAUUGCAAAUUUAUUUAAUUAUAUACUUAACAUUUUUAUACAAAGAAAAUAUUAUAGAUCUGUACAUAUUUUAUAAAAUUAACGAAUUGUAAAUAACAAUUAGCCAAGAUGAUACAUAUCAUUAUUUUGAUAAUUAUGUAAUUAAACAUAAGCAUAGUUGUUAAAAUAGAAUAAUUUAUAUUAACACUUUAAAAAAAAAAAGCAAUAUUUAUGUAUUUUAACCAAAUGCAGGUGAUUUUUGAGGUUUCUAGUAUUUGUAAAUGAAUAAUUAAGUUGUAUUUCAGACAAUCCGUCCACUUCUCUCACGCGAUUGCUAGCACUACACUGUUUACACUGAGUGCAUUGUAUUUUUUUUUGUGACAUGUUCAUCAUGAAUCUCUCGAAUCAUUAUUUUUAUAGAAUAUAAUAAUUGUCAUUUUUUAUGAAUUUGUACAUUAUGUGGAAUAAA